GUCCCUCUUCAUGUGUGUUUCCCGCGAGAUGUGAUUAAUUUUUUAGUUUUUUAUGUUUUAAAACAUAUACCAAGGGGAUACACUCAUCAAAACGUCAUUUAAAUGAACAGCUGUGAUUUCACCAUGGACCUGGAAAACAACAAUAACACCCAGCUAACCGGCGAACAAACGGAUCAAUUUGCAAAAAAGAGAAAAUCAAGUAUUACCGUAAAUGACAAUGAAGUUGAAGCCAAAAGACUGAAGAAAACUGAACCUGAGGAAACCCGCCCGUCUCCACAGAGCCCAAAGAAACGCCUGCAGCUUAUAGAGAAACCCAAGCACAACAAAGAUUCUCAUUUCAUUUAUGGUAAUUAUAAACACUAUUACGGCAAACGGAUCCUGGACAAGAAUUUUCACGACAUCCGUUUGGACGUGCUGGCCACCCAGCCGGAGUUGUUCCGUGGCAAACGGCUCCUUGAUAUUGGCUGCAAUUCCGGGCACCUCUCGAUCCAGAUUGCCAAGACCUUCGAGGUCAAGUCUCUAGUCGGCCUAGACAUAGAUCGUGGGCUGGUGAAGGAUGCACAGACAACAAUCACCCAUUUGAAGCGAAAGGCGAAGACUGGGCUGGGAUUCCCACACAACAUGAGGUUCGUGCAGGGAAACUAUGUCUUGGAAGACGAGGUACUGCUGGAGAUUGAGCGGCCACAGUUCGAUGCUAUACUCUGCUUGUCCGUCACUAAGUGGAUCCAUCUUAAUUUCUGUGAUUCAGGCCUGAAGCAGGCCUUCCGUCGCAUGUACCUGCAGCUUAACCCAGGUGGCAAGCUGAUCCUUGAGCCGCAGUCUUUUGACGGCUAUAAGCGGCGCAAAAAGCUUUCGGAACAAAUCCGAGAAAACUACCAGCACAUUAAAUUUCGACCAGAGCAAUUCACCGAAUAUCUGCUUAGCGAGGAAGUGGGCUUUACAGCAAUGGAACUCAUGGGCACACCUGAGCACUGCGAAGCCGGAUUCAAGCGACCCAUUCAGAUAUUUUCAAAAAAAUAGGAAAACAAAAUGAAAGAUGAAUUUUUACUUGGGGAAAAUAUCCGUACAGACUUUAAUAAACAUGAACAAAAACAAUGAGA
Molecule: messenger RNA, 1100 nt
Organism: Drosophila ficusphila
Lineage: Eukaryota; Metazoa; Arthropoda; Insecta; Diptera; Drosophilidae
Product: probable RNA methyltransferase CG1239
Exons: 3
Coding region: 103-1020 (305 amino acids)
Biological process (GO): snRNA modification
Molecular function (GO): snRNA binding; O-methyltransferase activity; RNA methyltransferase activity
Source: RefSeq, a predicted model, not a curated record